This is a messenger RNA of Diorhabda sublineata, 2842 nucleotides long. Its product is annotated as equilibrative nucleoside transporter 1-like. The coding region runs from base 523 to 1884 and encodes 453 amino acids. Gene Ontology annotation, molecular function: nucleoside transmembrane transporter activity. NCBI's taxonomy places the organism in Eukaryota, Metazoa, Arthropoda, Insecta, Coleoptera, Chrysomelidae. The record is from RefSeq and is a predicted model, not a curated record. The transcript is spliced from 10 exons. Gene Ontology annotation, biological process: nucleoside transmembrane transport. Gene Ontology annotation, cellular component: plasma membrane.
UCUUAAUUUAGAAUUUAAAAUUUAUUAAAAAAUAUUCAAAGUCAAUAAUAAAUGAACAACUACAAAGAUAUUAUAUUCUAUUUAUAUACUCCCUUCCAAAAUUCAUUAAUUGCAGGUACAUAAAAACGAUGCUUUUGAAAAAAUUCUUAAUGAAGUGAAUCUGCUAAUAAAAAAUUGUAAUAAGCAAUAAAAUAUUCUAACAUAUAUAUUAUACAUCAAUAAACAAAUAUACCUUCAUGAAACAACCACUAAGUCGGACAUACAAUUUACAAAGAUUACAUAGCCUAAGAAUGUCAGUGCCAACUUAUUUUUACUUGAAUCUCACGAAUUCCUUUCUUAUCUUUAUCAGCUUAAGAUAAUCAAUUAUGAAAAAUUCCAUGCUGCAAAUUCUACACAAUUAUUUGACAGUUAUACGGAAACAAUUGUAUCUGAGAAGUUACAUAUCUCUCUAAUUCGCUAUAUUUGGACGAAAAUUUCAGUUUACAUAGGCAUAUCAGAUUCAAAGUUGGAAGGAAAGUUAUCAUGAGUACAGUUGUACCAAAAGAUACUUACGUAAUGAGUUAUGGAGUUUUUUACCUUUUAGGAAUAAUGCUUGUAGUACCUCACUUUUUUUAUUUGAAUGCAUUUGAUUUUUGGAUGUACAGAUUUGAUGAAAACCGCAAUAAUAACCGUAAGAAUAUGAAUUCGUCGUUAAUUACACUGGGAAACAAAUUCUCAAUGACACCGUUCAAUAAGGAUAUUGUUCUUAAACCAGCAAAAAUAAUUCUUUUUCGCUCGUUUGAAGAAGAAAAUACUGAAUCAACAGAUCGAAAUAGAUUCCAAGUGAACGUUACGUCAGCAUUAUCUCUCAAUUUUCAGACUUUGAUGCUGCUUUGUCUGAUAUUCUUCCUUAUGUAUUGUAAAAAGUUACCUCCUCCCAAGAGAAGACUAGCCUGCUGUCUGUGUUCUAUAUCAAUAAUUUUUUCUAUUUCCAUCAUCAUUACACAGAUCCAAGUCACGAGUAGACCUCCUGUGCUUUUUUCAAUAACGAUGGUCUUUACAACUAUUUUGAAUUGUCUAUCUGGAACUGCGAUGGCUACCCUCUAUGAAUUAAUAACCGAGUUCCCUACAAAGUGUUUAAUCUAUCUCCAGUGCGGUCAGUGUAUUUGCGGAAUAUUGGCUGGAAUUUUACGGAUAGCUCUUAUACCCACACGUAUGAGGCAAGAUCAGAUUACAGCUAUUUAUUUUUCUUUUGGAUCUUUUAUCAUGAUUUCUGUAACAAUCUAUUAUUGUUAUGUGGUGAAGACUUCAAAAUUUUUUAUUUACAGUAUUAGUCAAAUGGGUGGUGGGCAACAGGACGAGAGACUACUCAAAAGAGUCAAAUUAAAAAAAGUAUUAAACAAGGGAAAAUGGUUUUAUGCUGCAAUAUUCUUCGCAUAUGGUACUACUCACGCAGUGAAUCCAGGGUUAUUGAUACUAGUUCUUCCGACAAUUGCAGAUAGCUAUUGGAAAAAAAUUUACUUCGUUCCUGUUAUCACAUUACUGGGUUUUCAUGGAUUUCUUCUUCUGGGUCGUGAAUUAUCUAGGUUAAUUAAAACUCCAAAAAAUGGGUUGAUACUUUUCAUAUUUUCUGUGCUACGAAUCAUUUUCGUUCCACUGUUUAUAUUUUGCAAUGCUCGUCCAAGAAAAGGUCUUCCGGUUUAUUUCGAGGACAAUGACUAUAUCAUAAUCAUGGCUGUGUUUGGUAUCACGGAGGGUAUAUUAGUAAUCAAGUCAUUACUAGCCAUGUUACCAUUAUUCGAAGGUGAUGAAAGAAAGGCAGCUAUGAUAUUUGUACCACUGGUUUCAGCAUCUGCUCUUACAGCUGGCUCUAUAAUAAAUGUUUUGAUAACCAAUAUGAUAUAAAUGUAGAAUUUAUUAUAUUAUACGAUUAUACAGCAAAUAUUUUGUAAUAUAGAUAAAAUAACUCGAAAAAUGUCUUCUCCGGGCAAAAAGCUGAUAGAAUUUGUUUUUGCUUCGAAGAUAAAAUGGUACUUUAGUAAUUUAGUACGGUACGAAACAGAUGUUCAUGGACAAGACAACGAAGGAGGACGAGUACUGUAAUAAUAACUUCACGGACAUAUCUCGUAAUAUUUUUAUAUAUUGUUUACGGUUUUAAAUAAAAAGCAAAAUUAUAUUAAAAUAUGAAAUGUCAUAUUUGACAAUUUCACUGUAAAUAGCUCUUUUGAUUAUUGUCUUAUUAUCUAAAAAAAUAAUUAAAAUACUAUUUUCUUCAUACCUCGGUCGAAAGUACGUUCUUUCGACCCUAGUAGCAGGGACGAAAGUUCAACAUUUACUCCCUGUAGAAAGUACACCUACGUCCUCCAUAACAACGGAAGGAAAAAAUUUCUCAUGCGUAUUUAUACUUGUAACUAGGGACUAUUUAUUCUGUUGCUAUGACAAAUCUUUAUAAAUAAUUAUUAUUGUCAUAAAAAGUGAAAUUAAUAACGUUCUUUCGAGCGGCUAUGAAGAAAAAUCGUAUACACUACACGGACUGAAAGUUAAAAUCUCGGCCCUGCUCGUCAUGAUGCCCGAGGCGAGGCCCUUGUGGUGUAAUAUACUAUUAAAAAACUUCAGUACAUGUGUUAAAUCAACACUACACAUCUUCCAGCAUUAUUGAAAAUACAGAAGUACAUCUAGUGAUUCCUACAAUAAAUGUUUCUGGUAACAAUAGUGGCACUAUUACUGUUAACAUCCAAAAAUUAUAAUAAAAGUUCAGUUAUUGAUGUUAAUUGAUUUCUUAUUUCUAGUUCUAUCAAAUGGAUUGGAAGAAUUUGAGAGUACUGUAAAGUCCACUUUACAGUACUACAGUAGGAAAAAACCU